AUGUUUGUGGAACAGAAUCUGAAUAAGCAAGUUAUCAGCUUUACCCAGACCCUUGCACCGCAACAGUCGCCGGCUGCUAUAAGCAAGCCCAAUGCCAAUGCGAUAUCCGGCCACCCGUUGGCUCCACCCGCAAAGAGACAGAGGUUUGAGCCUUCGACGCUUGAGAUGGACACUUUGCCCAGCUCUUCCGCGCCCAGCUUCUCGUCAGCUGUUUCCAGACCCGGCUCCAUCAAGACUUCGAGUGCUCCCCCUGCAAUUCUCAGCAGCGAGGCUGCUUCAACGCCACACCCAGAGAGCCACCAACUGCAUUUCCACGCACCACCUGGCAAACCCAAGACUCAAGUGGAUGUGCAGGCGCCGAGAACACUGCGCACGUUUCACAAGUUCGAGCCCAAGUCUCCCUCCACAAUGUCGCCGUCGUCGUCGUCGUCGUCGUCAACAACAACUGCCUUGGACAACAAGAUAUGCCAGUGGUAUUGCUGUUCCUGUGGCCAGUCGUAUGGCUCGGUCUUGUACAAGCAUGACUAUGACCAGAAAACCGCAUUGGACAGUCGGCACCACCACCACCACCACCACCCCCACGAGCUGCAAAUCGCCGAGGGAAGCACCAGCUUUGCCUCCACAACUUCAGCAGCAAACAUUAAUCCAAAUUACAUAUUUGACAGUUUAAAGUACUACAGCCUGGUUGUUUAUCGAGAUCACAAGCACGCCAUUUCAAAUUCACCCACGCUAACCAAAGCAAGCAGCUACAUUGACUUGAAGCUACAGCAGCAGCACCACGAACCAAGACGAAAUCUGUGGAAGCCACCUUCAACUUUGGCCAAGUCCCCCGUGAGUCAAAAACACAAGAACACCAGCAACGAAGAACAACAACAAAAAGAAGAAGAGGAUGAGGAGGAAGAAGAACACGCGGAAGGACAGUACUGCCGAAAUGAGUGCCUGGAGCACAGCAUCAUCUACAAAUCAUCGAAUCGGUCCCCGCCUCAAACACCCCCACAGCCACCUGCGCUAUUAUCGCCUUCGCACUUGCACCUCGACUUGAUCUCCAACAACAAGUUGAUUGAGUAUCAAGAUCGCGUCAUUUUGAACAUCCCUACCAGGUUCACGUGCCACCGGUGCGACCACAUGAUGUGUCCAUAUUGUUUGAAAUUGAGAUUGAAAGAUAUCGACUCUUCUUGA
Messenger RNA from Lodderomyces beijingensis, 1179 nucleotides. The record is from the annotation of a GenBank genome assembly. NCBI's taxonomy places the organism in Eukaryota, Fungi, Ascomycota, Pichiomycetes, Serinales, Debaryomycetaceae.